Messenger RNA from Ylistrum balloti, 5855 nucleotides. Its product is annotated as casein kinase II subunit alpha. The transcript is spliced from 12 exons. Gene Ontology annotation, molecular function: protein serine/threonine kinase activity; ATP binding. The record is from RefSeq and is a predicted model, not a curated record. Bases 248 to 1546 code for a protein of 432 amino acids. Gene Ontology annotation, cellular component: cytosol; nucleus; protein kinase CK2 complex. Gene Ontology annotation, biological process: protein phosphorylation. Lineage: Eukaryota; Metazoa; Mollusca; Bivalvia; Pectinida; Pectinidae.
UGACUUGAGAGAAUGGAAUACGGACUAAAAAGGAAAUUCAUCGGUGUCGACCUCCUUUGAAACGGUCACCACGGUGGUUUACGUGGCACCAAUAGCUUCAUUAGUUAUUGAACUUUGAGAUAGUGAGAGUAGAUAUUUCCUCGAUGUAGGUCUGUAUGGGAAACGAAACAACAUUUUACAUGGUACAACUAACGAGAGUUUCCAGUUUUACGGGAACCGGGAGGGUGCUGUCUCGGGUUCCACGCAUAUGUUUAGUGUUUGUCGUGAAGUAAACACUAAAAUUCUCCUAGUUCGUUCCGUCCAAAAAGCAGUCAUUUUUCGUACAUUUAGCAAGUACUUUAGGGAAAUAAGUCAUUUAGGACAGUCAAUACGAAAAUUUACAAAAAUGCCGGCGCAAAGUCGAGCACGAGUGUAUGCCGAUGUGAACAUCCACAGACAAAGAGAGUACUGGGACUACGAGUCUCAUGUUGUUGAGUGGGGACAACAAGAUGACUACCAGAUAGUUAGAAAACUAGGCCGAGGAAAAUACAGUGAAGUCUUUGAAGCUGUUAAUAUCACAAACAAUGAAAAGUGUGUCAUUAAAAUUCUAAAGCCUGUAAAAAAGAAGAAGAUCAAAAGAGAAAUAAAGAUUCUUGAAAAUCUACGUGGAGGCACAAAUGUCAUUUCUCUCUUGGCUAUAGUUAAAGACCCUGUGUCGCGAACGCCAGCCUUGAUAUUUGAGCAUGUCAAUAACACAGAUUUUAAGACAUUGUAUCAAACUUUCACAGAUUAUGACAUUAGGUUCUACUUAUUUGAAUUGCUUAAGGCACUGGACUACUGUCACAGUAUGGGAAUAAUGCAUCGAGAUGUAAAACCACACAACGUCAUGAUUGAUCAUGAAACCAGAAAACUGAGGUUGAUAGACUGGGGCUUGGCCGAGUUCUAUCACCCAGGCAUGGAGUACAAUGUAAGGGUAGCUUCUAGGUAUUUUAAAGGCCCAGAAUUAUUACUGGACUAUCAGAUGUACGACUACUCACUAGAUAUGUGGAGUCUUGGUUGUAUGUUUGCUAGCAUGAUUUUUAGGAAGGAACCAUUUUUUCAUGGCCAUGACAACUACGAUCAGCUGGUGCGGAUAGCCAAAGUGUUGGGAACAGAUGAGUUGUAUGCUUACAUAGAAAAAUAUCAGAUUGAUUUGGAUCCUAGAUUUAACGAUAUUUUAGGAAGACAUUCAAGAAAAAGGUGGGAAAGGUUUGUACAUAGUGAAAAUCAGCACUUGGUAAGCCCAGAAGCACUGGAUUAUCUAGACAAACUACUACGUUAUGACCAUCAAGACAGACUCACAGCUAGAGAAGCAAUGGAACACCCAUAUUUUUACCCUAUAGUGAAGGAACAGGGUAGGAUGCCGUCAAUGUCUGGUCACAGUUCUCCAACUCCAAUCACAAAUGCAGGACAGAUAGGAGGUGCUCCUCCCGCGGUGAACAGCUCCGUGGCAGUAUCCAGCUCUCCUGUCAUGACCCCUAGUAUGUCGCCCCUCCCCAACAGUGCUGCGGCAACAGCCCAGUCAUAGGGGGCCAGCAAACGUCACAUUGCCUGCCUGUCUGCCUGAAUGCCUGCCUGCCUGUCUGUCCGCUCUCAGAUCAAAUCUGUCGGCUAGUCGGUCUGUCUGUGGGCACAUCCAGAUCAGUAUGUGAACAUUUGUGACCAAGUGAAUGUGCUAUAUGGAAGUUUUAGUAUCAAAGAGGGCCCAAUCAGUACAUUAAUGAUGAUGAAUAUUAUUAUAGUACCUGGUCUGAAAGUCAACAUGUUCCAUUGUGAUUUAGUUUAUGAUGAAAUGUAGUCGGUACAUUUGUGACGAUCAUGUUUCUCGGGUGUAUUGACUUUACCGCUAUUAGUGAUAUUGACUUCUAAAUGGGAGUGAAAUGUUCAGAUUUCCUCUCAUUUGCAGUAUAUAUGGUAUACAGUGCAAACAUUUGCAAUUUUUAGUGUUCUGGUUCAUGUACUAGGCAGUGUGAGGACAGUGAUUUGUUUACGGUGACGAUGUACUCCUCACUAUGUACAUGACUGGGCAGUUUAAUUACAUAGAUGCUAGGUAACUAACAAAGUAAAUGUUGAUUAAUGCAGUAUUUGGUGUCUAACUCUUUGUGCUACAGAUGUUUUAUUGGUGUAUAUCAAUAUUUAAGGGGACGGGGGGAAUUAAGUUACAGUACCUAUUAUAGUGAGAGAUCUACAGUACCUAUUAUAGUGAGAGAUCUACAGUACCUAUUAUAGUGAGAGAUCUACCCUUUAUGUUUCCAUAAAAUAUCACACCUGUGGUCAUUCACUUACAUUUAUUUAUUUAUAAGAGAUAUGUAUAUUGUAUUGUGAUGUAAAUCAUUUUAUACAAAUAAUCAAGAACAAUUGUGAAGAGCAAAACACUAGCGUUAAAAGUUAUUUUGAGUAAAACAAAUAUUAUUUGUAUAAACUGAUGUAAAACAGUAUAAUAUAUUUUCGUGAUUGUCUCAAGUAAGAAUAUAGCAAAUCCCAGUUAUACUUAUACAUUGUACAAGUCAUUUCUGAACAUCAAUUUUGAAUCUGUAUCGGCUUCACUAAUCACUGUUUCUGUUGGAUAUGUAACAUGGUAUACACAUCUGUCAACUCCAGCUCUCUUGUUCUUCACACUACAAUUUCAUGCUUUUUGAUCAACAGUCUGAGAGACCAUUAAACUUAUAAAUUGGAUGCGUAAGACUAAUUGGUUUGUUGACACCUGACAGGUAAACACGUGUUUUGGAGGUGACAAAAUACAAUGUGAACAACAGAAUGAAGGUUACCAGGGUAUUACUAUGUAUUUCCAUGUCUCCCCUUGUUGCCUGUAUGGCUUUGUCUGGAACAGUCUCCUCUCUGUCAUGUAUCACUUCAUUUAGAGCAGUCUCCCCUCAGUUCCUGUGUAACUACGUCUAGAGCAAAUUUUGUUCCUGUGUCAUAACAUUUAGAGCAACUUUGUAUUCUCUGUCGCAUACAGUGCCAAAUUUUGCAUGUGUGGACCUCCUAUGAUGGUGAAGUGUUGCAUAUGAUACUGAGGUCUCUUGUCCUACUUCAUAUUACUGCCCUUUGUUCAUCAUGCUUUAUUUUGUCUGUGUCAUGUCUUUAUCACCUACAAUUGGCAAUUUAUUUUUAAUUUUGGUUUUACCUUGUUUUUUUGUUUUUUUGGUUUAGCUUAGUAUGACACAAUUAUUUAUACUAUGUUGGGUUUCAGGUCCAGUUCAUGGAGUUAUGGCCCAUUGUUCACCUUGUAUCACCUUUCCUCGAAAAAAUCUAUAUUCAUUAUUGCUCUCUGAAAGGCAGGUCCAUCACUUUACAUACUCAAACUUUAAAUUUUGUGUUAUAUCAUAGUUGUCAGGUCUGAUUGUAUAAAGAUUUAAGUGGUAAUUACUGAAGAUUGUUGUAUCUGUAACCAAUUCUUUUGAACAGCAGGAUACUUUGGUGAUUGAUGACAUUAAGACCAAUCACAUUGAGUCUGUAUAGACAAGACAAGAUAGAUGUUUCAUUGGUGUCUACUUGUUACAUGUAUUUGCUAAUUAACUGGGUCAUACUAUCCUGUUGGUUCGUAUCACUUGUCAUAUCUGCAUAUUUUAGCUUUGGACUGGCAACAGACCACAGUCUUGGGGGAUUGUAUCAUAAUCUCUUAAUUAAAUAGUGUGAUGAAAGUAUGAUAGAAGGGCAUUGACAACCUGAGAUAUUUAUGUGAUAUCGUAAUCUUGGGAAUGAAUGUGUGCUUUAUAUGCCAAAAAGUGAUGGAAGAAAAUGUGCGGUUUGUGAAUUUUUUUUUAAGAAGGCUGAAACGGGAUGAUAAUAUUUAAAGUAAUCUUUUCAGGUAGGUUUUUCUCUGAUAGACUAAAGAGUUUACAGCCUUGCAUUGUGAAUAAAUAUUAAAGAUAUUGUAAUUUUUUCAAAAAAACGUAAAAUUUGUUUUUGAAGUGUUGAAAAAUUUGAGAUGUUGUAAUUUCCGAGUGACUGAAUUAAUACACAUGUGUUUGCAUUAACAUCCUGUAUAUGAGAGUGCCAAUAAAUAAAAGUACAAAAUAUUGUUAUAGGAUUAUGGAAGUUCAGACUUACUAGUCCUGUAAUCAGUGGAAUCACAUUAUUCCAGAUCCUGUUUUCUGUGUAUAGUGGGACCUUGUCCACAUCGCUUAAAAUGUACAAAUAACAACCCAACCAGUCCAGACAUAGAGGUUUUAGGCAGCACAGAACCUCAGUAGUGGUGGCUCUAUAAUUUACAUGCUCAAAAACAACCCAGAAGUCUUGCUACAGUUUCGUGGUAGUACAGAAUCUUUUCUCUAUACACUAGCUUAUGUGCUCAACAAACAACCCCUGAAAAAGACUUCUGUGUGUAUGAAACCUCAUUGGCACAGGCAUUUUGCACACAAUGAAUUUACAGAUGUUUGGCUCCCUGUAAGUCCUGUCAAUGAUAAGUAGCACAAAUAAGUCUGGUCAACACUAUACGCAGAAGACUGCCUGGUCAAUGCAUCAUGCUAAGAUUGAAUCUGGUCAAUACUUUGUACGGUAGAAUCUGGUCAAUGUUGGUACCACAAACUGCCUCAGGUCAAGGCUUUGUGUCACAAACUCCGUGUGAUCAAGGCUUUGUAUUACAGACUUGUUCAGGUCAGUAAUUUGUACAACAGAUUUAUUCAGGUCAAUACUUUGUACUACAGACCAAGUCUGGUCAGUACUUUGUACUACAGACCUAGUUUGGUCAGUACUUUGUACCAUAGACCUAGUCUGGUCAGUACUGGUCAGUACUUUGUACUACAGAACUAGUCUGGUCAGUACUAUGUACUACAGACCUAGUUAGGUCAAUACCUUGUACCACAAAUUAAGUCAGGUCAUUACUUUGUACCACAGAUCUAGGUUUGGUCAGUACUUUGUACCACACAUCUUGUUUGGUCAGAACUUUGUACCACAGACAUUGUUGGGUCAGUACUUCGUACCACAGACAGGUCAAUGCUCUGUACCAUAGAUUUAGGUCGGUGCUUUGUACCACUGACUGUCUGGUCAAAGUGGUAAAAGAACCAUCUUUACCUUGUCAAUUCAUUGGUGCAAUCUUAGAGUAGGGUAUAUAUAAACUUCUAUAACAAUUUCAUUUACAUUAGGAUUUCAUUCCUUGACCUGUCAUUAACCCAUCAUUUGUAGCAUCAAAUUGCUGAAAUAACAUGUUUUUAACAUUGUGAAAAAUCCAGGUUGUCAUGUGAGUGAAUCAAAGAAUUUCAAGUAUAUGAUGUUGAUAACAUAAUGAUUUUUGAUUAAGGUAAGGAAAACCAAUACUAGAAUCAAUCUGGUUUUAUUUAGGAAUUCUAAUGACUACUUUAACAAUGAUAUCGGAUAUGAAAAUUGUUGUUAGAUUUGUUCCAAAUUAUUGCAUUGAAUUCACAUUCAUAAGAUGGCAUAAAUCAUUCUAAAUUCUUUGUGAAAUAUAUUUCUGUGUUGAAUGAAGUACUAAGAUCCAUGUUAGUAUCUUUUUUCUUGGAGCUGUUAAUGAACCUACCCACAAGUUGGCAUUUCCAAAGUGAGUUGGUUUUCGCAUACUGAAAAUUUCAUGAUGAAGGUAGUUCUGCAAAUAUACAAAUGACCAAACAAAAUCUUAUAUAGAGUAAGAUAUUAUUGAUACACCGUGUGUGUUUUAUUUAUAAUUUUCCUCUAAAUGUUGUAGAGGUGUGAGGGUGGGAGGAAAUUAUUACUGCAAUUUAGUGUGGCCUAAUUUGGAGGGAAAGAUGAAAGGAAGUGGCUCAAUACAACUGGUGUAAGUUUCUCUAGCAUUUUUUGGUAAAUUAGAGAAACAUUCGUUACAGUAUAUUAUUCAUUGAUCUGCAAAGAAUUUUAAAAAAUAAAAUUCUGAAAUCUAA